AUGCGCGAGACUCCGCCUAUGGAAGUGCCAGCUAAAAGCUUGAUGCUCCAGGGGACAUCACAGUUCCAUCGGCAGCGGAGCGUGACGCGCGGACAUGGCGCGACUGUUGCGCCCCCCGAACCGCACGUUGCCAGUUUUAUUGAAAUCCAAUUAGCGUGGAGACUGGAAGUUCUCGAUGACACAGCUUUUUCCGAAAUCAUUGGGUAA
This is a messenger RNA of Leptosia nina, 207 nucleotides long. NCBI's taxonomy places the organism in Eukaryota, Metazoa, Arthropoda, Insecta, Lepidoptera, Pieridae. The record is from the annotation of a GenBank genome assembly.